GAAAGGGGUGUUAACACACUUGUUACUAAUAGACAUGUAAGAGUAACCAGUAAAUCUUUUGAAUAACUGUCACUUAAAGGAGACGCUGUCAGCAAAGUAAUUUUUGACUCUGCAAGAUAAAAGAAGGUUGGAGAUUUUUAACAAUAUCAAAAUGUCUCAUGUCUCUAAGACGUCUUAUUCUCCCAAUGCAGCUAAAAGCAGCUGUCCCAGCCAAGCGAUUGAGGAUAGCAAGAAGAAGACGUCUCUGUUGAAGGACAACAGUUGGAUCAGGAGAAAUGCAGUGGAAGACGAAGCAGUCGACCAAGAUCCCAACUUUGGCAGAGUGGUUCUGAACAAAUACCGGUCCAGUGAUGCUCUUGACAGCGCUGAGUCUGCAAACUCAAAUUCCUCUAAGAUGCCGAUAACCAAAACCGAGUCCACUGUAGAGGCUCUCCAAAGAAGAUUUGGUGGAAGUCAGGAAGAUUUGUCCAAGGGCAGAAGCAAAGUCUAUAAAACAAUAGUUCCAGAAGAACCUAAGAAGAAAAGCACAACAACCACCACCAAAAAUGACAUGACUACACAGACUUCAGUUAACACAAGUCAGAGUGUGUGCAGAUCUCCAGUUGUGAAAUUGCCGAGUGACAACACAGAGACCUUCACCGACCGGGUCUUGACCUCAAAGCAAGGGACACCACCAUCAAAACCAAAAGUGAGUGAGACAACUGAUGUCAGAAUGACAGCAGGCACUACCCAGAAAAAGACUGAGAAUCCGCCAGUUGAUCUUAUACCAACAUCCAUCCAAACUGAGUACUUUAUCCCAGAAAGGGAUGAUACUGUCCCUAUUAGUCCCUCUAGGACUGUGUUGGAGAGAGACCUGUGUUCUUACUGCCGUUCACCCAUGAGCUCUGACCCUAAGAUGGUGCUGGAGGAUAUGAAGAUCAACUGCCAUACUACCUGCUUCAAGUGUGAGGUGUGCAGCAGUGAUCUGGGUCAUCUGAAAGCUGGGGACAGUAUGUGGGUCUACAGACGCACCAUUCACUGUGAGCGCUGUUUCGAAGUUACCAGAGCAAAAUGGCAUCGUUGAAGAUUCAACCUUCAUGCGGAUUAUUAUGGGAUACUUUCUAUGGCAGUUUAAAUACAUUUAUGUAUACGUUAAUUACAUUUUGGUGUCAUGGAUUGUCAGUUACGGACAUGCACAUUACUGUGCAAAAGUUUUAGCCAGUGUGAAAAAUCCUGUGAACUAAGAAUGUGUUCAAAAAUAGACAUGCUAGUGGAUUAUAUUUAUCAAUUAACAUAAGUGAGUGAACAGAAGAAAAAUAAAAGUCCAACCAAUAUUUGGUGUGACCACACUUUGCCAUUAAAACAGCCACAAGGGACACUUGCACAAGGAUUGUCAAGGAUUUUGUAGGCAUACAGUCAGGUGUAUGAUUAAACAAUUAUACCAAACAUGUGAUAAUGAUCAUCUAAUGAUCAUAAAUUCAAUAUGUUGAAACACAAUCAUUAACUGAAUCAGAAACCGCAGUGUAGGAGGAAUACAACUGGGUGAGGACCAGGCAAACUCAUCUAACAACGUGAGGUUGCUGAAGACAGUUUACUAUUAAAAGUCAUACACCAAUAGUAAGAUUGAGCACAGCAAAGACACAAAGUAGUUAUGCUGCAUCAGCAAGGUCUCUUCCAGGCUGGAAUUUCAAGGCAGAUGGGUUUCCAGAUGUGCUGUCUCAGAAACAGCAACGUUGAGGAUGGUAGAAGCAGUGAUCGGCCAGAGAAACUUAACGCAGCAGAUGAAAGACCCUUUGCUUACGUUCCUUUGCAAUCAGAAGAGGAAUAGGUAGAACAGUGCCAUCAGUUCAGAAUUGGCAGAAAAGAGUGGGACCCUGGUGAGUCUGGUCAGAAGUCGCCUUCAUGGAAGACUUGCAGCCAAAAAGCCAUACCUCCGAUGUGAAAAAAAGGCCAAGCAACUUAAUGCACAAAAACACAGGAAUUGGGGUACCGAAACAUGUCAGCAUGUGCACUGUACUGAUUAGUCAACAUUUUAAAUAUCUGGUAAUAGCAGAAGGCUGUUUAUUCGCCAAAGGGCUGAGGAGCGGUACAUGAUUGACUGUCUGCAGGCAACAGUGAAGCAUGGUGGAGCUUCCUAGAAAAUUUGGGGCUGUAUAUCUGCAAUUUUAUUUUGGGAUUUGGUCAGAAUUAAUGGUCUCAAUGCUGAGAAGUACAGGCAGACAUUUAUCCAUCAUGCAGUACCAUCAGGGAGGCAACUGAUUGGCCCCAAAUUUAUUUUGCAGCAUGACAAUAACCCCAAAAACUUAGUGAAAUUAAUUAAGAACUAUCUUAAGUGUAAAAAAAAACAAGGAGUCCAGGAAGUGAUGGUAUGGCACCCACAGAGCCCUGAUCUCAACAUCAUAAAGUCUGUCUGGGAUUACAUGAAGAGAUGGGCUGCCUAAAUCCACAGAAGAACUGUGAUUAGUUCUCCAAGAUGUUUGGGCCAACCGACCUCCCGAGUUCCUUCAACUACUGUGUGCAAGUAUUACUUUAAGAAUUUAUGCUGCAUGGUCACCAAAUAUUGAUUUGAUUUUGAAUUCUUAGGUUCACUCACUUUGCAUUUUGUUAAUUGAAAAAUACAAACAAUGAACAUGUCUUUUUGAAAACAUUGUCACUUUACAGCAUUUUUUCAUACCUGCCUAAAACCUUUGGACAGUACUGUAUCAACAUAAAAAAAACUGCAUUAUUUUGUACCUGUCUUGUGUUAUUUCUACAAAAACUGUGCUGAUAUUAAUAUGAUAAAUAUUUGCACAAUAACAUUAAAUAAAUGCAUUUAUAUUUUCUCUUUACUUUGUCUUACAGUCAUUUACUUAUGUGGCUCCACUAGUUGUCAUAGUAUUGCCAGGAAUGUUUGAAGUGGCAUAAUCAUUGCUAUCAGGAUUGCUAUGGGAUAUCCCAAAUCCAGUGAUUGUUAGGGGUUAGGCAAGGGUGUUUGAAACAUCCCAAGGACACAGUUAUCACUAGUUGUAGGCUGAUUGGUGGUAAUGCUUGCACUUUCAGUUAUGCAGCUAAUGCACUUGCACUUGGUAACUUGCACUUUGUGUACUUAGCAAUGUCAGUGGGCGAUAUGACAGUUGCAAGCAGAUUUUAAGUUAUGAUUUCUCCCUCCCCAAUUUUAAGAAUUUCAUAAGAUGUUAUUUUAACAAGUUUAGGAAUUGUAUUGUAAUAUGUCAAAAAAAUAAGCUUCCCAGAGCUUUGAAUGUUCAAAAUCAUAGUGUAAGAUGUUGAUGCAAAUUUCACCCUCUAUCUAAAUAAGUUACAUACCACAUGUUAACUGUCAAGUUAUCUGGAAAUGAAAAACAUGCCAAAUAUUUGACAAAAAAACCCUCAAACCUUUCACAAACAAGUUACAUGGCCAGAACUUUCAUUUAUGUUGGAUGUUAAACCAUCAAUCAAGGUGGUUUGAUAUAUGGGUAAAACCUGUAAUUCCACUAGGUUUUAAACUUUCAGACUACAAAUAUUGAAUGUGACAAUCACAUUUGAAUUGCAUUUGUGACAAAUUAGCAUUGGAGUCAUUUCAAACAAAGUCUGAAUUAUUUAAAAUAAUCUCUAAAUUUAUCAUAGUUCAAACAUCCAAACCCAAAACAAUCCAGCUAAUAUUUUGUCUCAGCCACCAUUGUUUCUCCCUAAUUAUCAUACAUAUCUACAUAUCUCUGUAAAAUAUUACAUGAAUAAGGGCUGGGGUCAGGUUGUGUGCAAUACAAUCAUGAAAAUAAUUAUUUAGUCAACUUAAAUUCUUGUAAAAUGUUUUGUCACUGACGAACCUUGUUAAAUA
Messenger RNA from Esox lucius (northern pike), 3793 nucleotides. It is a transcript of the gene scel, whose product is annotated as sciellin. Lineage: Eukaryota; Metazoa; Chordata; Actinopteri; Esociformes; Esocidae. The transcript is spliced from 14 exons. The coding region runs from base 152 to 1063 and encodes 303 amino acids. The record is from RefSeq and is a predicted model, not a curated record. Gene Ontology annotation, biological process: epidermis development. Gene Ontology annotation, cellular component: cytoplasm.